This is a messenger RNA of Rhizopus microsporus ATCC 52813, 791 nucleotides long. RefSeq names its product HSP20-like chaperone. NCBI's taxonomy places the organism in Eukaryota, Fungi, Mucoromycota, Mucoromycetes, Mucorales, Rhizopodaceae. The coding region runs from base 183 to 698 and encodes 171 amino acids. The record is from RefSeq and is a predicted model, not a curated record. Gene Ontology annotation, biological process: response to hydrogen peroxide; protein folding; protein complex oligomerization. The transcript has a single exon.
CUUAAACAGGGAGGGAACAUUCAAGAAGAUUAUUUAAUCUUACUGAGUGCUGCAUAAUUUUUUUAAUCAAAAAGGAAACUCAGCAAACCUCCUUUCUCGAUGUUUCUAUCAAAAAACAUAUAAAAGAGCAACACCUUCUGUUCAAAGUAUCUCAAGUCUACUGUAGUAAUCAAUAAUAUCAAAUGGCUCUUACAAACAGGUUCUUCGCCGACGCUUUCAAGGAUAUGCACCGCGCUUUCUCCCUUCUGGAUGAUCCAAGCUUCUUUAACGACGCCCGACGUUCGCUUGGGCACGUUAAUAAUAACUUGGGUUCUUUGACACGACACCCUGCAACUGAUAUCAGCGAAACUGUUGACGCUUAUGAAAUGCAUGUUGAACUGCCUGGCUAUGACAAGAAGAAUAUUCACAUUGAAGUUACUGAUGACCAUACCUUGCACUUGAGCGGCUCCGUUCAGCAUUACCGUAAAGUAUCUUCUGAAGGACAAAAGCAAGACGAGAAGUCUACCGAAGUUUCAAAAGAUACCAAGUCUCCUAAAUGGUGGGUCAAUGAAAGAGCCUCUGGAAGUUUCCAGAGAUCUUUCAAAUUCCCUGCUCCUAUUAAUGCUUCAGACAUUAAAGCUUCUUAUGAAAACGGCGUCUUGAAGAUUCGCGUACCAAAGGUUCCUAAUGAAGGAAGAAAGCGUAUUGACAUCAACUAAACAGUUUUAUACCUCAAAUACCUGCUUUGCAUUCAUAUCUCAUUUGCAUUUUUUUUUUAAAAAUAAAAGCUCUUAACUUUUAUAAUGUUGGCC